Messenger RNA from Solanum stenotomum, 1596 nucleotides. Its product is annotated as outer envelope protein 39, chloroplastic. The transcript has 11 exons. The coding region runs from base 186 to 1268 and encodes 360 amino acids. NCBI's taxonomy places the organism in Eukaryota, Viridiplantae, Streptophyta, Magnoliopsida, Solanales, Solanaceae. The record is from RefSeq and is a predicted model, not a curated record. Gene Ontology annotation, cellular component: outer membrane. Gene Ontology annotation, biological process: embryo development ending in seed dormancy; chloroplast organization.
AAGCAAGAGAUAACUUGAGAAUUAGCGAUUCCCAAAUUUUCCCUCUUCUUAUGUUUUCUUUAUAUUCGUUUUACACAGAACUCACACUGAAUAAGUACAAAAAAAACCAACACUAAUUACUCAAUACAACAGACCUUGUAGAAGUUUCAAUCAUUUUGAAUGGUGGAAAACUCAUUAAUAGGCUAAUGGGUGCUCAGAAAAGCAUUCAUGCCGGCAAAGCUAAAAUAGAUGUCAAUGUGGAUUUCACCCAUAAACUAUGUGCUGCUUUGAUGCUCCAGCCUUUCAGGAAUUCUGGCAGCCCCCUUGAAUUGGUAAUUGGCAGUCUUUGCAUAAAACACCCAAAUUUAUUUGGCAAGAGCGAGAAGCUAGAUGUUUUGUGGGAUAAAGGACUCUAUGAUUCCAAUAUCUUGAUUACUUACCGGAAGCCAAGACCAGAAUGGCUUGCUCAACAGUCUUUUGUCGUUCAGCAUUCCGUUUCUCCCGAGAUUGGGGUCCAUGGCUUACCAGAUGACAACUUCUCUCGCUCAGGAAGUGGCGGAGUUAACUUAUCUCGCUUAUCUGCUGGCUUAGAUUUGAGUGAGCCAGCAAGUUCCAACUGGAGCAGCAAGACAAGUAUAAAAUUUGAGCAUAUUCGUCCUGUAAGCGAUGAGGGUCGGUCAAUAAAUAGAGAUACUCACGGGUUUCCGGUGACUUGCAGUGGUGGCUAUAAUGACAGUAUGGUAGUAGUUAAACAGGAGUCUCGAUACGCAAAAGCAAAUGAUCGUAGUUUUUCUCAAUUUAGCCUGCAAAUUGAACAAGGGGUUCCCAUUCUUUCCAAGUGGCUAAUCUUCAACCGAUUCAAGUUUGUUGCAUCAAGGGGACUAAAACUUGGGCCGGCUUUUCUCUUGUCAAGCCUCACGGGUGGUUCUAUCGUGGGGGAUAUAGCUCCCUAUCAAGCUUUUGCAAUUGGCGGUCUUGGUAGUGUCCGAGGGUAUGGUGAAGGAGCUGUUGGUUGUGGUAGAUCUUGUCUGGUUGCUAACAAUGAACUGACGUUUCCUUUGAGCCAGAUGCUUGAUGGUGCUGUCUUCUUGGAUUGUGGAUCUGACUUGGGCUCAGGUCGUCAUGUGCCCGGAAAUCCUUCUCUUAGGCAUGGCAAACCAGGAAACGGAAUUGGCUUCGGAUAUGGCCUUAGAUUCAAGUCUCAGCUGGGACAUUUCCAGGUGGACUAUGCAGUCAAUGCAUUUCAACAACGAACAGUGUACUUCGGCUUCAGUAACCUUCCUUCGUGAGUCUUAACCACAACAUGACUUGCAACCAUGGCAUAACUUAUGAUCAGCGCUGCAUCCGUGGAGAAAAUUUAUGAGGAUAUCUGCAAGGGAUCAGAUGUUAGACUCCGAGCAGUGGCCCGUCCCUCAUAGGAACAUCAGUGAAGAUUUUUUUGAAAAGCAUAUUGAGCAAAUUAGUGCACAGAGGUGGUUCCAUUUUCCCUGUACCUCUUCAAAGAAUCAGAUAGAAAUUUGUAAAUUCUUUACAGUGACCAUCAGGAAGUUAGUCUUAAUGUCAAAGUUCAUAACCUGCUUACAAUAGACAAUAUACACAUUCAAUUUCCCUUUUUUU